Molecule: messenger RNA, 1855 nt
Organism: Exaiptasia diaphana
Lineage: Eukaryota; Metazoa; Cnidaria; Anthozoa; Actiniaria; Aiptasiidae
Product: monocarboxylate transporter 10
Exons: 6
Coding region: 61-1527 (488 amino acids)
Biological process (GO): transmembrane transport
Molecular function (GO): monocarboxylic acid transmembrane transporter activity
Source: RefSeq, a predicted model, not a curated record
UGAGCYUGACGGCUCUGUCAGACAAAUUCACUCACGUCUCAAAACUACACUAACUUCGACAUGACUGUCAAGACAGUACCUGAUGGAGGCUUCGGUUGGUGUGUCUGUGCAGCCGGGUUUAUGGUGCAAUUUCUUGUGCUUGGAAUACACAACUCGUUCGGGAUCUUGUUCAUACAUUUGAUGAUAGACCUCCAAGCKCCGGCAUUCGUUACAGCAUGGAUAGGGUCCAUAGCRUUUGGAAUGAACUUUCUGUGYGGUCCAAUAGUCAGCGGUUUAUCGCUUCGGUUUGGAUGUCGAAUCGUUGGAUGUGUAGGUGGCGUCAUAUCAGCUCUUGGUCUACUAAUGACGUCAUUCUCUAACAGUAUAUACGUCAUGUACUUCACAUAUAGUGUUUUAUGGGGACUGGGAUCUAGUAUGACGUAUGGACCAACUAUGAUGAUACUGGGUCAAUAUUUCAGACGACAUUUGUCAACAGCUAACGGUAUUGUCACYGCUGGUAGUGGUGUUGGCACCUUAGCUAUAGGUCCUUUAUAUCAUGUACUAGUAACAUCAUUUGGAUGGAGAAUAUUGCUAAGAAUUAUGAGUGGAGCUACAGUAAUUUUGUUUAUAUCUUCAUUGUUCUAUCGACCGAUAAGAAGCAAGAUUUYUGAGGMAGAAGAGCAACCAARGCAAAAAUUAAUAGAUGUUUCUGUAUGGAGGGAUAGUGCUUUUGUYGUAUGGGUKAUGUCGAUGUCCAUGCUCUUUAUAGGAUAUUUUGUUCCGUUUAUUCAUUUGCCAAACCAUGCCAUUAAUCUUGGAAUAAAGCCACAACUAGCUUCGUUACUCAUCGGAUAUUUAUCGAUUUCAUCGACGGUUUCCCGAGUUUUAUUCGGUAUUUUCUUAAAUCAUCCAGGAGUAAAUCGGUUUUAUGUUCUUCAGAUUUGUUUUCUUAUGAUGGCUGUGACAACUACUCUAUGUCCGCUGGCCAUUUCGUAUGAAGGGCUCAUCGUAUACGUCGUAAUGUUUGGAGCGUUUGAUGGUUGCUUUGUCUURUUAAUAGCUGUAUCAACCGCUGACAUAGUAGGACCGAACAAACUAAUCCAAGCCUUGGGGAACCUAUAUGGGGUCAUUGCUAUUCCAAUGAUAUUUGGKCCCCCUCUAGCAGGGCAACUGUUUCAAAUCUCAGGUUCUUAUGAAAAUGCGUUUUUCCUGGCUGGCGGAGUCAUGGCCAUUGGUACAUGCACAUUAUCACUUAUCCCAUUAUACAUCAAGCCACAUGAGCCCGAGCAAAUAGCGGUCAGCGGUCCUUCACACGUCACAAAAACGUCAUCAACAGAAGAAAAGCCAAGUAGAGAUAACAGCAUUAUUUACCGGCCAGUGGUAAUACAUAAAGAGCAGGAUCAACAGUCGUUAAUAACAUAUGACAUUAAGAGAUUUUCUUUAUCUUCAAUCACGUGGACAAUUUCCGACUACGCGAUUGGUCGGUUGGGYGAUGUGUUUGGUCUYGAGUCAGUCAUUGAAUCAAUGGAUAGAGAAUCUUUUGUUUAAUAUAUAUAAUAAAUCAAUACAAUUUCCACCAAUAAGACUCYAAUUUACAGUUCYCAGCGCCAUCUUGAAAGGUAACCGAGCCUUUGCUUCAAAGCGAGACAGCGGUUUAGCUCUGUUGUGACGAUAGAUACGUCAAUGACCGUCUUAGGUGUGAAAARAGGAUUUAUAAAUGCGCAGCCUCCACUCCUGUCUCAUUUUGAUGCAAAUGCACGAGCUUUGCUCCAAAUAGACCUCUGAAGCUUUUACGUCAUGUACCGUAUACGCAAUGCAUUGUAGGAUAUGUUUGGGACAGAACAUGGCGGAUUUUGCUUUUUGUCUUCUCNAUCAA